This is a messenger RNA of Neospora caninum, 9000 nucleotides long. RefSeq lists its product as hypothetical. The record is from RefSeq and is a predicted model, not a curated record. Bases 1 to 9000 code for a protein of 2999 amino acids. The transcript is spliced from 15 exons. Lineage: Eukaryota; Apicomplexa; Conoidasida; Eucoccidiorida; Sarcocystidae.
AUGGAUGUCGUUUUCGAGUUCACCCGCGUUGUGAUUUCGGCUGUUAGCAAACGAUGCGCUAGUGCCAUCCUCGAAGUUGCUCGACAGAACCCACGGUACAGUGGGCGUCUGAUAGAUAUGGGCCAGGCGACCAAUCGAGCGUACGUACACCUGAAAUACUUCAGCGGGAUAGUUCUCAUGCCGCCGGGGCACGUUCACUCUCACCCGCGGUGUGCGUCUCCACAUACUUCCCAGUCUUCGCACUCAACUAGCAGCCAACCGUCUUCGCAAAAGGCGAAUGUGCAAGCCGCUGCUUCUCCAGCAGCUGAAGGAGGUUCGGCUGUGUCUUCGCAGCGGCCGCUGGACGCUGAACCUCGGCCUCCAAGUGCCUCAUCGCAGACGACUCAGGCAGACGCUUCCAACGCAGCAUCCACGUCUUCCCCGGCUUCUGCUUCCCCGUCUUCUUCUUCCCCGUCUUCUUCUUCCUCGUCUUCGUCGUCCUCGUCUUCGUCUUCCUCUGGAAGCUCGCACGCCGCGCCGUUUUCUUCGUGGACGCGGACAGGGACGAGGAUUACUCUCAAUGUAAAAUCCCUGGACGACGACAAGGCCCUUGAGGUUGGAGCUGAGGCUCUUAGCGAUGGCCUGGUGAUGCUCGUUAUGCUCUGCCUGGUCGCCGUCGGUCUGUACAUCCGGCGCUUCUACGCCGCUCGGACAGAGGCGAAGGCGUGCAUCUACACGCAUUCAGAAUGUGUCUCACCCUGUGACGACGGACCUGCGCUCGCCGACGGUGCGCCGGCACUGGCUUCGUCCGACCCCUCCUUUCCGCCACCCUCGACUCCCAUCUCGAGCAGCGCAGCUCGCGCGUGGCGCGCACACGCUCUGUUUCACGCAGUCGCUUCGUGGGAGGCCAUCCUCCGACUUUUCCCGAGCCACCAUGAGCGCCUGGAUCUUUUGCGCAAGCAACCCAAGUCCCAGGCGUCCCUCCGCACGCUCGCCCGGUUGAUGCACACUCUCCCUGCCUCCGCACACCACGCUUUGUGGCUGUCUGUCGUGGGCCUCGUGAAGACGAUCAACCGGACGCCCAGACCGGCCUGCGACCUGGCGCCCGACGCGCGUCGCGGAGACGGUCUCUCGGGGCAGCCGGCGCCUCCGCGAGUUCCCGCGGGAGGCGGAGACGCCCACGAGGGAGACUGGACGGACACCUGGAAGGCCGACGGCACGAAUGGUUGGGCGGCUGGGGAAGAGCUGAGGCCGCGACCUGUCAGCCGGGAGGAAGAGAACGCGAACCCAGAGGCCGUUCUUCUAAGGCGCUUCUCCGUGCUAGCCUUGUUUCUGGGGGCCUUUGUAGACCACCAAACUGCCGUCAGUCAGAGAAAGCGACGGCUGCAGCAUGGGCAAAGAGGAGCGUCCGGUCUUCCCCGCUCCGCUGAAGGAUGCAGGGAGGCUCCGGGGAACGACAACGAACUUGAAAGUGCUCCAUCGCUUCCCGAACAAGAUGACCGAGAGCGCAAGGGCGGAGCCGCCCUGUGCAGAGGCUCGGGGCCCGUCCGCCGCUCGCUCGAGUCCCGGAACGCAGAGGAACCUCCGGAGGCGAAGACAGCUGGUGGGUGUACGUACGCUCCACCUAUGGGCGUAUACGUGGUUGCGUCGUUUCUGAAAAACAAUUGCUUCCGUCUGCGCCUGCCGCGAGUAACGUCCAAGACGCCCAAGGCUGAGAACGCAUGUGACCAAACGAAGGCGGAGGCGACAACCCAAGAGAACAUCGGAAGUUCCACGGAGGCCGAGAGCGUCCUCGGAGGCACUGACACCGAGUGCAGCGCCACGGGGAAAGGCCGACAGCUGUUGAGUUCGGAUGCCAAUGAGGUUGACGCGCAGCGAGACGACCGCGGCGCGGGGCCAGCUAGCGGGGCCGGCGGGGCGUCGCGAGGCGGCGCAACCCAGAGCAGGGCGGUGGAAGCGGCGAAAGACGCAUCGACGGAGGACGUUGGCGAAGAACUGCGGCUUUUGCAGUGGCGGGUCGGGGACAUCGUUGUCAAGUUGGUCGAGUUGGGAUUGUUUGUCUCGGCACCAGCUGCGCAGCUCCAGGCGCAGGGCGAGGAGACACCCUCGCUUGGCAGGCAGGGGCCAAGCCCUCCUGCAGGCAGUGACGGACACGUUGCUGACGGAGCGACGCAGGACGCGGAGUCAGGGGAGAUCCAGCAGCUGCCUCUUCCAGGGAGACAGUCCUUCGUGCUCUCUGCGCUGCUCCAUCAGCUUCAGCUAGUUGCCGCAGCUACGACGGAGCCAGAGGAACGGCGUCAGCGUCUCCGGAGCCUCGCGCGGUUUGCGCGGCGGCCCCACGUCGCUACCCCCCUCGAGCGUUCUCUCGCCGCCGCAGAUCGAGCGAGUCCGCGACCGGGGCGAGCUGUCUCUUCGUCUUCUCGUCUGUGGAAUUCGCGUCAGCCGUUUCAGGACGAGGAGCCCGGCGACGCCCGAGGACGGAGAGAAGCGCAGCGAGACGUUGUGCUCGAGAAAGUGCUCCUUCUUGUUCUUCUUCUCCUUCAGCCUCCCUUUCCCCUGCUGCAAGAAGAAGGGACGACAAGGCUCGUCGCCGCCUGGUGGGGGCGUCAUCAGGCGCUCCGCCAGCUGUUCUUCAAUAACCUCUUAGGAGUGUUGGAGGACGAGGCCGUGCCUCUCUGGCAACUGGAGACGCUGGGGAAAUUCUUCUUUCUCGCUGUGAGACUCUCUCUCGCAUCUCCGUCCCCCCUGACUCUCGAACUUCAGCAGCUUCUUCGAGCCUGCGCUUCUUCGCCCCUGCCGCUCGCGCACCGCUGCCGGGUCUUCCUCGUUCCGUUCUUCCAACAGCCUGAGUUGUCGCCUCACCUCGCGUCGCCUCAGGAUCCUGCAGGCUGUCGGGUGACAGCGAACGUCGUCAGUCUCGCCGAUGCCUUUCUGUGGCGAUCCCUGAAGAGUCCAAACUGGCAAGUACGCUUCAACGCCGUCUGCCUGUGGCAAGUCCUUUCCUCCUCGCACCUGGCGCUGCAGGAGCAACAUCCUGAAUACUUCAUUGCCACUCUCAAGCAGACGCUCGAAGACCCGUGCCCGUCGGUUCGCCUCGCGUCUGCAGCCUUCGUGUCUUCGCUUCUUCGCCGCUGCUGCACUUCCGCCGUGCUGCCUCCCUCCUCGCAGAUGCGAACCCACAGCAUCUCUGAGGCUCGAGCCCCGCAGGAAGGCAGCGGUGUCUGGCUGCUGUCUCCUGCAGUCUUUUCUGCGCUCCUCGACUGUCUCCUUUCUGCAGCCGCCGACACAUCUGCGCCUCUCGUUCGGGCCCAGGCAGUCCUGGCCGUCCACAGCGCCGCGCAGCCUUUCUCGCCAGCUCUGGAGCGACUCCAGAGCCCGCCCGGAGGUCCGCGGCGAGGGCUCGAGGCGGCCACAGCGGCUGGCCACGCCGCUGCGCGCGACGCGAUCCGCGAUCUCGCGCCGCGACUGAGAUCGCUGCUCCACGACGCCUCGCCCUGCGUGCGACUCGCGGCUGCGAUGCUCGUCGGCCCCUACACGGACGGCGCCCCCGGCGGGCAGAGACAAUCGUGUGAGGGCCGGGACGGGGAGAGCGAAGCCGCGAGCCGCGGACAGGAUCUGUGGCAGCUGGGAGGCCGGGGGACGGAAGGGAGAGAGGGGCGGCUGACAGGAACGCGCGUGCAAGACCAAGUGUGGGGUCGAUGCACGCGCGAUUUCCUCGUCGGUUUGCUGUCCGCACAGCACGCCGAACGCGUCAUGGCGGUGGCCUCGCUGGCCAGGCGGCGCGCUGCGGAGCGGCGAGACGUGCGUUCGAGAGCUUCGCCUGGAGGACGCUUCGAGGCUACCGCGCGCCGCUCCGCAGAAACGGGCGCCUCUGUCAAGGGCCCAGGCGACUCGGACCUGGCCCCGUCGGCCGUGCGCUGCGCAGGCUCUGGGGGAGGCGGAGACACGCGCGGUAGGCUGGGCAAGAGAGACGCACGCAGCUGGCGAAAACACAGGUCGGCGGCGGCCUUCGCAGCCGCCACUGUGGGGACGACAGGAGAAGAUGGGGCAGAAAAUGCUCUCAGUCAGGCGCUGUGGAGGGCGCGCGAAGAGCGACGGUGUCUUGACUCGGUCGCCGCCGUCGCGAACGCUGCGGAGCUGCAUACGGCCGGUCCCAUGGUGGUGUCUCGACACCUGGCGAGACAGCUGCUUCUCCAGCUUUUUGAGGCGCCUCUCCACGAACAAGCUUUCCAGAUAAAGCGACUCUGUCAAACGCACGCCCCUCUGCUGUAUGCCUUGGCGGCUCACGUGGGCGCGUGCGCGUGCGAGCCGGCUGCGCCUUGGCCUUCCCCCGGUUCUCCCCCCUCGCGGCCGAUGCUCGAUUCCAGCAGCGAGGAAACGAGAAGUUGCACCAGCGAGAACUGCCGAGGCCGCGUCAGCUACGUCGACAGAUGCAGGCUGGGCGUGGCCCUCUUCACGCAGGUGCGCGCGGAGAUUGUCGCCUACGAAGCAGCGAAAAACAGGACGGGGCUGCGCCUCGGGCGGGAGCGCCAGGCUGGCGAGACGGCGAACGCGGCGGAAAGAAGCCCAGACACAGAAGAAACGAAGAAAGCCUCGUGGUAUCGAGGAUCGCUGCUCGUCGAAUGGCAGGCUCAGCUCACUAUGAGUGCACAGCUCUUGCGGCCUCACUGCUUACGCAGGGACGAGCAGCUCUUAGAAGAACAGCCGCUGCUUCGUCGAUUCCUCAUCAAUAGUAUACAGGAAGGCGACCUUCUGGCGUGCCUGCAAAACACCGCCGGUGGAGCGGUGCUUCAGUACAGCUUCUGGAACUUUUUUGUCUCCCUUCCCACCUGCGUCACGUUCUCCACGCCGUCGAGCAGUGACGCAAACGCGCCUGCGCAGGCCCCGCCCGUGGAACAAUCGUGCGGAAGCAACCUUUUCUCUUCGCUUCUCUCCGACGCUGACGGCGUUUGGCCUUCCUUCCUCGGGUCGGACCUCGAGCCCGGCGCAGUCUCUGCUGAGAGCUCCGCAGUCCGCGCGUCUGCCACAACCCCCCACGCGUACUCCCGCGUCCUCAAGUUGUUCGUCCAACACGUUUCUCUUUUUCUGGAUGGUCGGCGCUGCGCGGCCGUCCAGGCACUCCACGCGUACACGGCGGCGCACACCUGUCACGCGGUCCUUACAGCUGCAGAUGCAGAUCCUGGAUCCACAGCACACGGGAUUGAAGGCGUCGAUCGGAAGCUCGGCGUCCCUGCGAGUCCACCGAAAAGGACCGGGGGGGCCGAGUCGUCGCCCGACACUGGCGGCGGAGCUCUGGAGGACGGAGACGGCCGCGGGCGAGCUGGUGCGCGCUGCAAUGGGAGCAAAACGCGCCGAGCCACGGGCACGGGAGAACAGACAGAAACGCAUCCAGAGGCUGCAGAAGGGACAGGACUCUCGGCAACGAGGGGAACCCGCCGGUCGAGCCCUGCGCUUCGCGAGCAGACACAGGCGGAAAGCGCGGCCAAGCAGACAGAGAGAGAGACAGAGGACAGCGGCAGCGAGGAGGGAAAGCGGCGGUGUCUCCGCCCAAGAGCCGGAAAAGGUGAGGGCAGAGGGAAUCGAAGCGCCUUGCGGACUGAGAGCAUGAGCGAAAGUGAAGACCCAGCAAUCCCUGCGCGUCCCCGAGGCAGACGGUAUCGAGGCGAGAGAGAACCUCACAUGUCCAGAAUCGAAGACGGCGCAGAGGGAGCGACGUUCAAGCGUCGAUCGUCCACGCUGCCUAGAGGCAACGCGCGUGAAGCAAGUGAUGGGGGAAAAAGCGAGUUUGUUUCCUUGGUCGCGAAUCGUGCAUCCUCUCGCCACGGGAGUUCCGGUGCUCAGCAACCCCCGGACGAAUGGCCGACGUGUGGAGGCUCGGAUUCGCCUGUGCCGACUUGGCUGCAGUCCCGGUCGGAAGCCGAAGUCGACUCGGCUCUCUUCCUUGAUGUUUUCCUGCCUUUUCUUCUUCGGCAGCCUCGUCUCAGGCGGUGGUUUGCCGCGCAACUCGGCCGCCGCCUUCUGCCUCUGGUCGCAGCUCUCGAGCAGCAAAGACAGCUGCUGGAGUCAGAGGAACGCGCGGACCGGGCGGGCUUGGAAGGGGACAGUGCGGAGGACCACCUGGAGGGACGUGGGAACCCGCGCGACAAGAAGGCUCGGCGGCUCGCUGUGGAGACUGAAGACUGCGGAUGGCACGUCGCGCGUCCAAGACAUCGCGACGCCGCGAGGCCGGUCUCGCCAGGAAGGAGUCCAGGGAACAUCUGCGAUCGAGAGGGGAGACAAGACGGGGACGGGGAGGCAGUGAGGACGCUUACAAGACGCCAGAGAGUCCUGGCGCAGAAAGCCACCCGGGACCACAGGUCCGGUGAAUCCGGGGAAGAGGAGGCGGAAAAGCCAUGCACAGAUUCGGCAAGCGGGCAGUUCGUGAGGAAGAGCCGAGGGACGCGGAGAGGAGAAGCAGAUCCGGAGAGUGGCCAGGACACAGAGGCAUCCGAGGUCUCCGAAGACGAGGACGAGACGAGCGAGGACGAUCCUAGAGAUGAAGACUUUCAGCUUGGGUGCGCGAGAAGGUCGCGACGAGGGAAACGGCCUCGACGGGGGCACGACCGCUGGAACGCGAAGAAACUGAGGAGCGAUCCGGUUUCAGAAGCACAGAGACAUUCCUCGACUCUUGAACUCGCGUUCGAAAAGCACCAAGAACUUCUCUGCGUCGCGCUGAGGCAAACGCCUGUUCCAAGCUGUCUCGCAUUGUCACAGCGCGGGGUUCCUGCUCACGUCGCUUCUUCAGUUUUGCCUGUAUCGGGUUCACUUCCCCCGUCGCCUGGCGCCUCUAUUCGUCCAGAUCAGCCCUCUUUUCUGUCUCUUCCGUCGUUCGUCGCGGCACUGGAAAUUGCCGCCUUGUUGCGGCAUAUGCCACGAGGACGUGAAAUCCUCAUUGGCCUCGACGAGCCGCCCAACUCUGCAAGGGAUGCCUCGAGUGCCGCAAACGCAGCCGAUAGCUCUCCACAUUCCAAGGAAUCUGCCGGGAAAACAACGCUCCAGGAGCGCUUCGACCUUUUGCCUCUUCGCGAUGUUUUUCUGCAUGCAAGCGUGGCCUUCCUGCGAGCUCUGCGGCGGCUUCUGAGCCGCCCCGCGUUCCAGGCUCCUGGAUCGUCGAGUGCCGUUUUCUCUCUUCUCCGGGCGGGGCCUGAGCACCUGGAGCGCCCAGACGACCCCGCGACCGCAGGUGAAGGCCGGCGUGGGGCUGCGUGCUCAGACCCUCCGAUGCCGCUCGAGAUCUUUAUGGUGGCUGCCCACCAGCCGCGCCCAGUGUCCAGGCGCGGAGAACAGCCUCUGCUCCGAGCCUUACUCGCACAGUUUCCGCGGGAGCGCCUUACCCUCCAGCGGUUCCUCUUCAAGCGCGCUCUCGAUGUCUUCUGCAGUCUAGGUCAACUGGUGGCGGCGUACCCGCGUCGACACGUCCCCGCUCCAACGGUGAGUUUCUGCCUCGCAGGGCCAAUCAAGCCUUUUGCCAGCGAAACUGCACGCGCCCACGUGUUUUCCUGCGUUGUCGGUCUGGCUCGAAACGCGGAGACCGGCUCCAGGCUCUCCGCAGGUGGAUUUGAAGGUGUUCAUGGAUUCGUCGAGGUAUGCGUUAACACGCAGAGCGAUAUGGACGGUGGGAACGCACGGGAAAGAAAGCGGGAAAGACAAACAUGCACGUCGCUGUUUGGUUUCCAAGCCUGUGGUGAAUUGCCUCAGAGAUUACUGAAUCCCGCUCUAGUCGAGCUCAGCGGUUUGCUGGAGCCUCUCGCCAACGUCGAACCUCUUGCCGGUCAAGGCCCUCAGCAGGCAAGCGCGCUGUCGCUCUCUGUCGCCUCUGGCGUGGUCCUAGAAGCGGGCGCGGAGUUGCUCCCGACCCCCAGAGAAGAGCCACAGAGCGCUGACGCGACCGCGACACAAGCGGCAGCAUGUCGACGUGGGCACCGGCGCAGGCUUCGGGCCGGCGGCAUUACCGGCGCGGUCGACGGGGCCGGCAGGCUGGACUCGCCGCAGGUGCGGCUCAAGACGAUGGGCGACACGACAGUGGAACUCAAGCGGUGGAGGCGUAACAUCCAUAUCAUCCUCGAAAUAUACGGAGUUGUGUGCGAGCACCUCGCCUUCUUCUUCUCCGUCCCCGUGAGCUGGGAACGACACAAAGCAUAUAAGAGUUCCGCAGGGAAAGCUCUGUUUGCACGCAUGCUGGCGCGGCUGCCUGCCCUCUUGGAGGCGAUGUUUACUUGGGUCGAUUUCUUUCGAGCGACGUCGGAUUGCGUGGCUGUCUUCGAACACGCCAUCGCCGCACUGCAGGUGGCGACGGAUGCUCGGGGGAAAGACAAGCCCGCGCAAACGUGCGUAAAACGAGACGGAAAACCGAGUGGGCCCCGCGGCGGGAGCGCCAAGGACGAAGCGGCCGGUCUGGCUCGUCUGUCGUGGAAUAGUGGCGCCUGCGUUGGACAUGCAGUCUGCGAUUUUUGGCAAGACGCCGUGUUGCAGGGUGAACUCAACAGAGGAGUCAAAGCCUGCAAAGGAAAGGUCGACGAAGGGCGGACAGACCAGUCAGCGAAAGGGAUACAGGAACUCAACUUGGCUCUCUGCAAGGAUAGUUCUCCGCAAGGAGAGAAAGAGAACACGUGCCCAGAGGAGACACAGGAACUGCACGUCUCGCAGGAGCACUUCCAGCUCCGGUCCAUGCAAGAAGAACUGGAUCUCGACACCCGAAACAAUCGCAACAAACCCGUGACGGGCUUGACCGCUCCAGCGAAUCGAACCCAAGAACAAGGUGCUCGAAAUGAGGCAGCUGAGACGGACGUGGGCGUCAUGGAAGAGAACGCUGUGGGGGUGCUGCGAGUGCUGCUAGCUCGCGGCGUGUCGGGAAAAAUCGAGGCGACAAAGCAUGAGAUGAUGGCUUUUUUCGGUACUCCAAAGUUCCAGCUGUUUGUCCCUGCUCACCGCACAAUUGCACUGCGUUUCUUCGAAGUCAGAAACAGCACAGGUCUUCUGUAA